This is a messenger RNA of Dama dama (fallow deer), 4149 nucleotides long. RefSeq names its product regulator of G protein signaling 4 (gene RGS4). The coding region runs from base 93 to 710 and encodes 205 amino acids. Lineage: Eukaryota; Metazoa; Chordata; Mammalia; Artiodactyla; Cervidae. The transcript is spliced from 5 exons. The record is from RefSeq and is a predicted model, not a curated record.
UUUACCCGAGGAAAGGCAAAGUGCGCUCAGAACAGAAGCCACAGCUCCUCCUGCGGCAGUUCUUUCCUGUCGUGAAUCCCACACUACACAAGAUGUGCAAAGGACUUGCGGGUCUGCCGGCUUCUUGCUUAAGGAGUGCCAAAGAUAUGAAGCAUCGUCUAGGUUUCCUGCUGCAGAAGUCAGAUUCCUGUGAACAUAAUUCUUCACACAGCAAGAAGGACAAAGUGGUGAUUUGUCAGAGGGUGAGCCAUGAGGAAGUAAAAAAAUGGGCUGAAUCACUGGAAAACCUGAUUAGUCAUGAAUGUGGGCUGGCAGCUUUCAAAGCUUUCUUGAAGUCUGAGUACAGUGAGGAGAACAUUGACUUCUGGAUCAGCUGUGAAGAAUACAAGAAAAUCAAAUCACCCUCUAAACUAAGUCCCAAGGCCAAAAAGAUCUAUAAUGAAUUCAUAUCGGUCCAGGCAACCAAAGAGGUAAACCUGGACUCUUGCACCAGAGAGCAGACAAGCCGGAACAUGCUGGAGCCCACGAUAACUUGCUUCGAUGAGGCUCAGAAGAAGAUUUUCAACCUGAUGGAAAAGGAUUCAUACCGCCGCUUCCUCAAAUCUCGAUUCUACCUUGACUUGGUCAGCCUUUCCAGCUGUGGGUCAGAGAAGCAGAAAGGAGCAAAGAGCUCCACGGACUGCCCUUCCCUGGUCCGCCAGUGUGCCUAGCUCUCACUCAGCAGUGGGAGGCUGAGAUGCCAAGACUCUAUGCCCGGAAAACCUGAGGCCACAUGUUGACCUUCAUUAAGCACCAGUGCUUUUUCCACCUUGCAGUCUAGUGUUCACGCUGCUGGCUAUGUGUGAGUCACUCCCAUACAAAAACUAGGUUACAUUUCGGUGUUCAUCAGGGCAGGACCUCAUCCCAGUCCAGUUGUCUCAGAUUUCUUUUGGUGUGCCAUGUGAGCAGAUAUCUGGAUAAUGGCCUUGUGGGUCUGGAUUCAAAGACUUGGCCGUUCUCUCCUGCCAACAGUGUGACCUCAGCUAGGUUGGUGAGCGGUUGGUACACAUCACGUGACAUCCACAGGCACAUGUGUUCUGUUAACCAGUCUUGAGAUGUUUAGAUGGGGCUGAUCUGUUUUAUGUAUCUCUGUGUGUGCAUGUGUGUGUAUAUAUAUGUAUAUGUAUAUAUACACAUAUAUAUACAUACCUGCAGCCUGUAUAUAUGUAUGCAUGUAUACAUACAUAUAUAUUUCUGCAAGAAUAGACAAGAGAGACCCUAGGUGCUCAUAACUAGACUGUGUGAACAUACUUACAUGCAUGUUCUGAUCCCCUGUCUUUCACUCUGCAACUGAACAGAGCAAAAUAAACCAGCUGCCCUGCAGGCUACAAAAGGAAUGCUAACCUGUGGAAAGUUGAUUCUGUAAAACUCCGUGAGUCUUGCUGGAGAAGCAUGGACUUCAUGCUUCAUUUAACCACCGACAGCUUCCAAGUUGGAUAGUAUUCUAAGGAGCGAACAUAAAAAAUGUUGUGCCUGUUUGACACAGUGCUGUCUUUGGCUGGUUGUCACUAGCGGCACCUUUGAACCCCCGGGCUGCUGGCCUCCCCUUCUUUGCCUGGGUGCUUGAUGCAUAGUAGCAGCCAGGUUGGUGUGGAGUUGGAGGAGGAGUGCUUGAACUGAAUGAAGAAACAGAGGUAAAGCCUUGCCCGCUCUACCUACUAUAGAAUGCUGGUUUAUUACGGGCACAGAAUUUAAAGGUUAAUGUUCUUAUGCCCUACUCUGUUUUCCUCUCUUGAUUAAGGUGCUCUUCUCAUUUUGUUUUUCCCUGAGAACUUUAGCCAUUAGAUGAAGCUCCUUAAUUCAUUGUGGUUGUUUUUUCCCCCAUAAUGGCUCUAGGCUAUAUACUUGUUCCUUAUAAACCAGCAUCAGGGGAAAGAUUACAUUUUAUAAGGGGUGGACAUGUUUUCACAAACUGAAAAGCCCGCAUAAAUUUCUCUUUUGAAGAUGGAAUCUGGCUCAUUGAAUCCCAGACAUCAGGACUAACAGGGGCUGAAAGCAUUUCAUUUUAGGCUCUGAGAUGAAAUGAGAGAGAAAAGGGAUAAAAAAAAAAGGAGAUCAAUUUUAAACUACUGUUUAGAAUUUUCCAAGGCACAUGAAAUACUUGAAAAUGUCUCAUUUAUGUUAUUUAUGAUGUUUUGUAUAAUGUUUUUAUUAUUGUAUUGUUUUAUAAACGGAGGUGCAAGAUAUCACCUGAAUUAUUAAUGAAUGGCCAGGAAGUAAUUUUCUUCUCAUUCUUCUAAAAUUACUGCCUUUGAAGUGCACACAUAUGCAUGCAUGAACACUGCACUGAUUCUUCCGGUAUAACUUACAAACAUGGACACAUUUGUGAUUUUUAAGCCAAUAGACUGGGCUAUAAAAUGAAGACAUUGAAGUGUGUGUAUAGAAGUCUCUUGUAUUAAAUUUAUAGGUUUCCCUUUCUGUAUCUCUAGCAGAUUUGCUUUCCAUGCCUCCAGAGUUCCUCAUCAGUGUCUCUUUCUGUUAUACACAUUUCCACACUUUGUCUCUAAUUAACUCCAGGAUCCAAAUGUGUAACUCUAUUGGUCUUGCCCUAUUAGAACUGUCAUGAUCUUCAGAUUGUUAUCUGUACGCACAGACUGCUGUCUCACCAAUAGGUCUGGAAGGUCAUUCUGAAUGAGAAGUAAAUUAUUUUAUGUAAUACAUUUCUCAAGUGUGUUUUUCCAUUGCAUUUCCUCCUUAUUUCAUCACUAUUUGGCAUGCUGAGCUUACCGGCUCAUGGUCCACGGACAGAAUACUCCUUCCAUGUGCAUGCCUGUUUUUAUCAUCGUGUGCUUUAAUGGCCUCAGAGUAGAUACUUCCAGUGAAACACACACAACUUAAUAAUAAGGGUAAAUAAAUACUUCAUGCAAAACUAUCUGCUUGCAAACACAUUAAUGAUCCACAGAGACAUGUUAUGAGAAAUAGUAGCAGAGUGUGGGGCAAGUGUAGAAAAUGGCUAAUAGCCAGGUUUUUCUCUCUCCCAUGCCAGCUCUGGGAAAGAAAGUGGGAAAUGAAAAUUGUUUAUGUCUUGGUUCCUGCCACUGCUCUGUCUGCCUUUAUUCAGAGAACUGAGGCAGUCUUGGCUUCAGAGACUUUGCUGAGCAGAUUUGGCGGCUCGCUUGCAGGUCCUCAGUAAGUUCUCAAGGAAUAGAGUUCACCACCCAUAGCAACAGUGGUUCUCCCACCGUUUCCAGCCUGACGGAGAGAAGAGGGAAGCAGGAGACUGAGGGGGAGCAGGGGGGCCACAGACGCCUGAUAAAUGCAUCCCUGCCAAAAUUGUCAGAACGCUUUUCUUCUUUGACACAUUCUUUUCCCUAGGAAAAACGUCACAGAACAUUCACAUGUACAGUCAUAGCUAUCGUCGGGAGACCUCCGCCUCCCCUGCCUCUCUCAUGCUUACAAGGUGUUAGGGAAAAAGGGUCUUAUGCUAUUUUGAGGAAUAGAUCCUCAAGGAUCCAAUGAAAACGAUGAACUGUAUACUAAUAAAAAUACACAAAGAAAUCCAAACUCCUCAUAAACAUUUAAAGGAAGCUCUUGCAACUCCAAAAUGCACAAAGCUGUCAACAUUCUCACACACUCUAGGUGUGUCAGACUCUCACAGAGUGUGUGAGGUUGCAGUUCAUACAAUUCAACAUCAAAAAGAGAAAAGAACAACCCAAUUAAAAAAUAGGUUGUGACAGAGCCCCUGUUUGGCAGAACACAAUAAAAUUUUGUAAAGCGACAAUCUUUCAAUUAAAAAAUAAAGUGGCAAAAACCCCACACUCACAUACACACACAUGCACACACACAGUGUCUAAAAGAAUAAGCUGUGGAUCUGAGCAGAUAUUCUCCAAAGAAGACAUACAGAUGGCCAAUAGACCCAUGAAAAGACGCUCAGCAUCACUCAUGAUCAAGAAGAUGCACAUCAAAACCAUGAGAGAUCACCUCACACCUGUCAAAACGGCUAUUAUCAAAAAGUUAACAGUUUUGGUGAGGAUAUGGAGAAAAUGGAAUCCUCAUGUACUGUUGGUGGGAAUGUAAAUUAGUAUAGCCAAAAUGGAAAACAGUAUGGAGGUUUCUCAAAGAAUUAAAAAUGGAACUACUAUACAAUCCAGCAAUUCCACUUUUGGGUAU